CGGUCUGCGCUGUGUUUGGGAAAGGAGCGCGGGAGCUGCACCGCCGUGGGUCAGGUCGGCCGGGCCGCGGGCUUUCGGCGCGAUCUCUGGCUCCCACCGCUCGGGGGGCCUCCGCCCGUGGUGUCCCGCGAGCGUGCGGGCUAGGAGAGAAGGGAAGAGGGAUCCCCCGCGCCGUGUAGCCGCUUUGAGUGCCAACUGCGAGGUGUGGGUUCCGGGUUGAGAAACGAUGACGGAGGUUCUGGAUCUCCACGGACAGGACUCUGAUGGGGAGAGUGAGGAGAUGGUCCUAACUCCUGCAGAGCUCAUUGAAAAGCUGGAGCAGGCCUGGAUGAAUGAAAAGUUUGCCCCCGAGCUCCUGGAAAGCAAGGCUGAGAUUGUCGAAUGCGUCAUGGAACAGCUCGAGCACAUGGAAGAAAAUCUCCGAAGAGCCAAGAAGGGGGAUCUGAAGGUCAGUAUCCAUCGGAUGGAGAUGGAGAGGAUCCGCUAUGUCCUUAGCAGCUAUUUGCGGUGUCGACUCAUGAAGAUAGAGAAGUUUUUCCCUCACAUCCUAGAAAAGGAGAAAGUGCGCCCUGAGGGGGAGCCUUCCAGCCUGUCUCCGGAGGAGUUUGUCUUUGCCAAAGAGUAUAUGGAGCACACAGAGGCCCAUUUUAAAAACGUCGCCUUAAAGCACAUGCCUCCCAACCUGCAGAAGGUGGACCUCCUGAGGGCAGUUCCCAAACCAGACCUAGAUUCCUACGUGUUUCUGCGAGUGAAAGAACGACAAGAAAACAUACUAGUAGAGCCAGAAGCCGAUGAACAGAGAGACUAUGUGAUUGACUUGGAGGAAGGCUCACAGCACUUGAUCCGCUAUAAAACCAUUGCACCUCUUGUUGCCUCUGGAGCAGUUCAGCUAAUAUAAAACAAAGCAAGCCUGAGGGCAUGGAGUCAUCACAGACAAUACUAGAAACGCCAUCUCCUUUUGUGCCUGAUAGUGAAGUCAUGUUCCAUACAGUUGGUCAGCAAUGUGUGGACCACUUGGCCAUGGAAAGGCUUCAAUGCACACCCUUCUCCGAAAUUCCUGUUUAACCAGCACCAACAGAUGGGGCCCGUGCUCUGUAUACUCAGAAAUAAACCAACUGUCAGGUGUGUGCCUUUUA
Mus pahari (shrew mouse) is the source of this 1136-nucleotide messenger RNA. It is a transcript of the gene Gins4, whose product is annotated as GINS complex subunit 4. NCBI's taxonomy places the organism in Eukaryota, Metazoa, Chordata, Mammalia, Rodentia, Muridae. The coding region runs from base 227 to 898 and encodes 223 amino acids. The transcript has 8 exons. The record is from RefSeq and is a predicted model, not a curated record. Gene Ontology annotation, cellular component: GINS complex. Gene Ontology annotation, biological process: double-strand break repair via break-induced replication; DNA-templated DNA replication.